Messenger RNA from Oreochromis aureus, 3020 nucleotides. RefSeq names its product coagulation factor XIII B chain-like. Lineage: Eukaryota; Metazoa; Chordata; Actinopteri; Cichliformes; Cichlidae. The transcript has 17 exons. The record is from RefSeq and is a predicted model, not a curated record. Bases 73 to 2895 code for a protein of 940 amino acids.
CCUCUAGUGUAUAACAGUCUUUGAGUCUCCAGUCUUUAGUUCUGUUUGGUGAAUGAGGCUAGUGAAGAUAAAAUGCAUGUAUUAACCAAAAGCUGUAUCCUACUUUUGUGGAUGCAUACACUGACCUUUGUGAAAAGCCAAGAUAAUCCAGGAGCGUGUACCCUUGAAGAUUUUAAAAAGUACCAUCUCUACGAUGGCAAUUUUGACAUAAGUGGUAUGCAGGCCAGUUACCCUGGUGGGAGACAAGUGAGAGUGGGCUGCAAUGUGGGCUACAGUGGCUUUUUCAAGCUGAUCUGUGUAGAGGGAAAAUGGCAACACAGAGGCACUAAUUGUCAACCGAGAUCAUGUGGUCAUCCUGGCGAUGCCCAGUUUGCUGAUUUUCAACUUAGAAAGGGGGACGAUUUUGUCUUUGGCUCAGAAGUUGUAUACACCUGCCACAAAGGAUUUCAAAUGGUCAGUCGGACAAACUUCCGACGUUGUAUGGCAGAAGGCUGGGAUGGUGUUAUUCCCGUCUGUGAAGCUCAGCAGUGUCCGUCAAUUAAUGUUCCCGAUACUGUGAAUGUGAUGGGAGAUGCAGAAGAAGCUACCUACGGCAAUGUAGUUCAAUUUAGCUGCAAGUCCAGCAAUUACAUUCUGAAAGGGGCAAGAGAAAUUUAUUGUGAUGAAAAUGGAGACUGGAAAGGUUUGGAGGCCGGCAAUCCAAAAUGCGAAGUUGUAAAAUGUGAACCACCGAGAAUUGAAAAUGGUUUUGUACUUGGAGAUAUCAAAGAGUACAAUGAACGUGAAAUCUUAAACUAUGAAUGCAAUCCUCAAUAUAAACGUGUUCAAGAAUUACCUUCAAGGUGCACAAAAAACGGAGACAGAGCAGAGUGGACCCCCACACCUGAAUGUGAAGAAGUAAAAUGUGAGCUGACACUGCCACCACUCCGAGGAACCACAUAUGAACCUGCUUAUAGAAAUAGGUUUUCACCUGGUGAAACAAUAAGAGUUACAUGUGGGGAGAGAUACUGGAUUGUGGGAACUCGCACACUCUCAGUGGAGACUACUUGCAAAAAGGAUGGAGAGUGGACUGUCAGACCAGUUUGUCAAGAGGUUGCAUGCAGCCGUCCACAUGAUGGACUUUUGUCCCCCAGGGAAUCUUGGCGUUGGGACUCAAAGAAAUUGGGUGAUACUGUCAGGUACACAUGUAGAUCAGGAUACAAGAGGAAAGAUGGCGUCACUCAGGCCACAUGCACCAGAGAUGGAUGGGAACCGAAUCCACUUUGUCAAGAGAUAAAAUGCAGGAGGCAACAUUUUAAUAAUGCAGAUAUUACUGGAAAAAUUCAGGCUGAAUACAGGUACAAUGAUCGUGUCCAGUAUAACUGCAGGAGAGGUUAUAAAGGAAGUUUCACUCUAACCUGUAGAGAAGAUGGCUGGCAUGGGUCUAAUGUAUGUACAGCUAUAACAGGAUGUCCAACAACGAGCUUUGACCGCAGACUUAAAGUAUUGCCACACGGUGACAAACUUUACUUCACAUGUGAGGAUGGUUACAAACUUCUCACCAAAGGCUGGUGGGGUGAAGCCACAUGUGUGGACGGCGUUUGGUCUGGAGUUGAAAGCUGUAUUGAGGAACAAAAAUGUGGAGAAGUUCCUGUGAUUCCUAAUGGGGAAGGGAUACUAGGGAGUACUGAAGGACAAGGACAAGGACAAUCCCAAGAAAUUAUAUCGAUUGUUUGCAAUGAAGGAUACUCUGCUAAGAUUGACGAAAUACCUUGUCUUGAUGGACAAUGGAAUUUAAAUGGAUCACUUGAUGCAAUCUGUGAACCUAAUCAGGGUAACUGCAGCCCUCCACCCAAAGUUGAAAAUGCUGUUAUUGCUACUCUUUAUCAGAAGCAAUACCCAUCUGGCUCUGAAGUAACUUAUCAGUGUCGUGAUAAGUACACAAGAGAAGGAGAAGCCAUGAUUAAAUGCACAGCUGGGGAAUGGGAGGAGCUCAAUAUUCAGUGUAUACUCUACUGUGACCAGCUUAUGGAUGAGACUCUGGACUUCACAGCAGAGAAAGAGAAAUACAUGACUGGAGAGACCAUCGAAUAUCAGUGUAAGAAUAGAGCAGGAAUUACUGGCACUGCAACGUGCCAACAUGGCAACUGGGCUAAAACAACAGAAUGUGAAGAGAAAUGUAGAGUCCCUGAAACACCAGCAGGUUUAACAAUCACCACAGAUGUAACAGACAAUCAAAUAAGAAAAGGACAAUAUCUAACAUUUGCUUGUGAAGACAGUAAUCACAUCAUCAAAGGGAAUGCAACACUUGAGUGUUUGGAAAAUGGACGGUGGAGCAAUCCUCUUCCCACAUGUGAAGCUGCCAAGGAUUGUAGGAGGCCACCACCACCUCUUUCAAAUGGACGGGCCAAACCAGGGACUAGAUACCCGUACAGACACAAUGACAAGGUCGAAUAUGUGUGUGACACAGACUACGGCAUGGAGGGUGGGCCGUUCAUAACCUGUGUCGAUGGUGAUUGGGUUGGAGAGAUGAGAUGCCGCCCUGCCCAGGGUUGUGGGAAGCCACCACCUCUUUCAGAUGGAGACACCAAAUCAAGUACUAAAUACCAGUACCAACAUAAUGAAAGGGUUGAAUAUAAAUGUCAGGAAUACUACGUCAUGGAGGGGGGACCAUUCAAAACUUGUAAAGACGGUAAUUGGACUGGAGAGAUCAGAUGCCUCCGACCCUGCACUGUGAAUAGAGAUGACAUGAACAGACAUAAUAUUCAGUUCAAACAUGUAAGAGAUGAUAAACUGUAUUCUGAACACAAUGAUGUAAUCGGGUUUGAGUGUAAAAGAGGAUACAGACAUGAUGGGGCAGUGGGAAUGCGUCAGAAGUGUGAACAUGGUGUGAUACAUUUACCGACUUGCCAGUAAUGCUUUUUUGUACAAGACUAGAUAAACAUGAGGGCACUAAUGUGUCAAUAAUUGAAGACCAGAUUAAAGAGUUAGACCAGUGCUGUUUGUGGUCAUUUCAAUAAAAGCUAAUAAAUGCUGACUGA